UUGUUUUUAAUUAUUUGCAAUAAAGAUUUUUUUCAGGCGGGAUCAUUGAAAUUGCCAGGAAUUCACAUUACCGGGACGCUGUCAAUGAAUCGUACUAUAGGGCGAUAGGCAAAUAUAACACGUGGCGGUGGGGGAAAAUGGCACACACAUACACCCUUAUAAAAGGUGGUGGUGGUGGUGGGAAACAGAUGUGACUGGGAAUUAUGCGCAUCACCCCCUCCCCCAACUGGACGGGACAAAAAGGCGAGCACUUUACCACUAGGCUUCGUCCUGUCCGAGUUAGCAAUGAAAGUUAAAGAAGGUGGUGGUUUUUUUUUUUUUUUUUUUUUCUUUUUUUUUUUUUUCUUAAUCAUCAACUAUUGGAUGGUAAUUCAGAGAUAAAAUUAUAGUCUUUGAAAGGAAAUCCGUAACAGUUUUUCAUUAAUAUCAAGGGGUCUUUUAUAUGCACCACUCCACAGACAGGAUAGCACACACUACGGCCUUGGAUACUGAUAGACCAGUCGUGGUGCAUUGGCUGAAACGAGAAAUAGCCCAAUGGACCCACCGAUGGAAAUCGAUCCUAGACCGACGGCGCAUCAGGCGAGCGCUUUACCACUGGACUACGUCCCGCCCCCAUAUUAAAAGGAGAUCCGUAUAUAUGUGAAAUAGCUAUAUAUAGGUCACGUUUUCUGCUCGCUUUCUUAAUGUAAAGUUCUUUCUCGGUAACCGGUGACUCAUGUUCAGUUUGAAUGCACAGCGCAUCUUGUCCCAAGAAAUACUAACACGCGACAACGCGCUCGGGGUUAAAUCUCUACACUAGUUAUAAUGAACAUAGCGCUGUCGAGUCUUCGAUUAUCUACACGGCAGUACAAAGUCGUAGUGCGCACCGUUACAAUGUACCUAACUCGUCUGUACCAAUCUGCUAACAUGGACGUAAUUCGACAUUCCAAGAGACCUGAAGCGACUUAGCUGACAUCAGCAAAACAACUAGGUGGCAGCACCAGCAUCCGGCAAGGACUUCUAGGAAGCGGCAGCACAAGCAUCCGGCAAGGACUUCCGGGAAGCGGCAGCACCAGCAUCUGGAAAAGACUUCCGGGAAGCAAAAAAAGAGAAGAAAACAAAGCAAAAAUAAACAAGGAAGCCACUGGAAUUAUGGCUGACUCAAAUGGCAAACGAAAGAGACAUGCAUCUGUGGAGUCGGCAGAAUCUGACGAUUACACAAACUACAUCCCCACCCCUCCGGACGGGGGGUAUGGGUGGGUGAUCGUGGCGUGUUCCCUGGUGAACAACAUUAUCGUGGACGGGAUCGGGUAUUCGUUCGGGGUGUUCCUCCUGGAGUUCGUCGAGUACUUCAAGGAGCCGAAGAGUAAGGUGGCGUUCGUCGGAUCCCUGUUGUGUGGAACCUACCUUACAGCAGGUCCAGUUGUUAGCGCCCUGGUUAACCGGUUCGGCUGUCGGAAGGUUGCGGUUUUUGGAAGUUUUUUUGCAUCCGGGUCUUUUGUCCUCGCCAUGUUCUCACCAAGCAUCGAUAUUCUUAUUUUGACGUACGGAAUCAUGGGAGGAUUUGGUCUCGGAAUGAUCUACCUUCCAUCUAUCGUCAUGGCUGGCUACUACUUCGAGAAGAAACGGGCCUUGGCCACGGGCAUAGCCGUGUGCGGGUCGGGAAUCGGAACCUUCAUCUUCGCGCCACUCGCCAAAUACCUCCUGGACGAGUUCGACUGGAAGAACGCUCUGCUGAUCAUCGCAGGAAUAAUCCUCCAGAGCGCCAUCUGUGGGAUGCUGAUGAGACCUCUGGAACCGGCCACAAAGAAGAAGAAGCCGAAGAAGGACAAGAAGCAGCAACCGAGGGAGAAGAACAUCGUCGACCGGAUCAAGGAGCAGACGAAGCGACAGAGAUCGGAGUCGGAGAGCAGUGCGUACAUCCACUCCGUGAACGUCAACAACAGCAUACUGGAGAGAGUCAUGGAGGCGAAGAUACAGAGAGAGACGCAACUGCAGGAAGAUGACUCUGAAAUCGGUUCACUGCCCAGCACGUUCUUCAUCAAGGGACCUGCCAGACACGGCAGCAGAGACGCCAGGCUUCAGAAGCUGUCCCUGUCCGACAGAGGUGACGUCACCAGUACCGCUGACAGUCAUCCGGGAAGUCCUGGCAGCGUGCCAAGGAUUGUGGUGCAGACGGAGGAGGAGGAAGCGGCCGAGUCGGCGGUCGGGGACGGGACGGCGACCGAGGUUUCGGAGUACGUCACGCCUCCGACGUCACCACAGGAGGCGAGUUCACCCGAGAGUCCAGGGGACGAAGGAAUAGGCGGCAUGAACAGAAGCGCCAACAUGAAUAUGAACUCGAACCAGAACGCACACCACAGGCGGAGCGAUCCGGAGAUCAAGCGUCGCAUGGUGAAACCGGUUCCGUACACGAACGGGAGCCUCCCGAACGCCAUGCACAAGAGCAGCAGCGGUCCGGACGAGGUUCCGCUUCUUCUCACGACAUCCUCGCCAGCGCCGCCGGUCCCAAGCAAGAAUGUCUUGGUGCAUCUACACAAGAACGGCAGCCGCGAGUACGUCGUGAAACACGCGUCACGCUCCACCAUGACGUCAGAGAGAAACCUGGCGGUCCCCAAGCAGGAGUUUGCCAAGCCCAUGUACAGGAAGGACAUCUUCUACAGCGGCAGCGUCCUGAACAUCGCUCAGUUCCGGUCGCAGCCCAACAUGCGCAGCUACAUUACCAGCAUCACGUCGAUCCCCGGGGGAAUCCCCCCGGAAGAGGAGUCCUGUUUGUGGCGGUUCUGUCCUUGCAUCCCGACUUCGAUUAAGGACAUCCUACAGGAUAUGAUGGACGUGUCACUGCUCAAGGACGUGGCCUUUGACCUGCUGUGUUUCGGUAACAUCCUGUGUUUCCUCGGCUUCUACGUGCCGUUUGUGUACCUCGUGGACCGUGCCAUCAUCUCCGGCAUAGACAAGGGCAACGCCGCCUUUCUUGUCUCGGUGAUAGGUAUAACAAACUGUGUGGGUCGUAUCUUGGCUGGGUGGAUCGCGGACCUGCCCCAGGUGAGCAGUCUGCUUGUCAACAACGUUGCGUUGCUGCUAGCCGCCGUCUCCACCGCCAUUUUCCCGUUCUGCACGUCCUACACGCUGCUCGUCGUCGUCGCCUGCUUCUUCGGAAUCGGCAUUGGUGCUUUUGUGGCGUUGUCGUCGAUUGUGAUCUGUGACUUGGUGGGGCUGGAGAAGUUAACCAACGCGUUCGGUUUGCUCACCAUGUUCAGGGGUUUCGCUGCAAUAGCAGGACCUCCACUGGCAGGUUACGUGUACGACAUGACCCAGAACUACGACAAGUCGUUCUUCCUAGGUGGCGGUCUGCUGCUAGGGGGCACUGCCUGUCACUUCAUGCUUCAGAUGCCUUGUCUAAAACGAGAUCCCGUAGACAAUAUGCAGUUUACAGUGACGGCUAUAGACGAAAUAGUUCCAGACGAGCAUGUCGUGAUGGGUCCCAGAAGUCCGGAACCCGAACAUUUAACAAUAGAAGAAGCGAUGUCCAUCGUCUAGCAGCUGUUGUCUUUUAGAGUUGUUUUCCUUCGUUUGGAAGCCAUUUGUAAAUUUUAGAGUUAAUUCCAUUGGCGAAGGGAGCGCUCCAUAAUUUUAUUAAAAUAAACAUUUAACAAGGUCCCAGAAGCCCGGAACCCGAACAUUUAACAAUAGAAGAGGCCAUGUCGAUCGUCUAGCCGCUGUGAUCUUUUAGAGUUGUUUCCCUUCGUUUGGGAGCCAUUUAUAAAUCUUAGAGUUAAUUCCCUUGGCGAAGGAAGCGGUCCAUAAUUUUACUAAAAUAUUGUUAUUAUGUUCUAAAAUUCAGAACAGACGGUUUUUCACAAAAUAGGUCUAUACGAAAUAGGUCUAUCUCGGCGGAUUCAAGAGAGGGGUCCCAGGCAACCUGCUCCCUCUAAAUGGGGGUUUUGUUGGGGUUUUGUUUUUUUGUUUUUAAUUUUCAUUUCACGAUUGCCAAACUAUUAUUGAAAAUCGUUUUUCAGGAGUUGAUCUAUAUGUCAUUUUGACCUUGGUCUCCUCCCUAAAAUAUUUCUUGGUUCGGCCCUUGCUAAAUGUGAGAUUCCUUUCAAGGGAUGUUCCAAACCUGAACACAUAUGGAAGUGAGAAGGCAGUCUGUGCAUACUCUCUACUCACAAAAGUUAAAUUUAUUUAAAGGGACAUUCCUGAGUUUGCUGCAAUUUUAUAGAUGUUAUCGACUAACAGAGACAUUUUAACGAUUGUAAUUAUAUAUCAAAUAUAUUUUUCGGCAUAA
This is a messenger RNA of Gigantopelta aegis, 4267 nucleotides long. RefSeq names its product monocarboxylate transporter 14-like. Gene Ontology annotation, molecular function: monocarboxylic acid transmembrane transporter activity. The record is from RefSeq and is a predicted model, not a curated record. Lineage: Eukaryota; Metazoa; Mollusca; Gastropoda; Neomphalida; Peltospiridae. The transcript has 7 exons. The coding region runs from base 1132 to 3519 and encodes 795 amino acids. Gene Ontology annotation, biological process: monocarboxylic acid transport; transmembrane transport.